AAGGUUAAUUAAGUGAUAUUUUAUUAAAUCUUAACAAUUAUGACUUAUACUGGUCGCGAAGCAACUCCGGGAACGAUCUUGACUAUUAUUUCUUUUGGUUUACUUUUAAUAGUAAACCUUAUAACGCCAAUCAUCAAAACAUUACAUUUCGUAAAAAUAUUACGGAAGAGUACUUCUGAAGAAUUAACAAUUGGAUUAUGGGGAUAUUGCGCACAAAAUAGUGGCGAAUCAAAAAGAUGUACAUCACCAAAAAUAGGGUUUGCUUUUGAUGCGAGCACUUCACUAAAUCCUAAUUUGGCUCCUGACUUACCUGGUGCUGUGAACAUAGCAUUAAGCUAUUUGACCGUGGUUCAUAUAGUUGGUAAGCUUUAAUGAUCAUUAAUUGUCGACUCUCUUGAGAAAAAAUAACAAAAAAAAUAAUUUACAUAUGUAUAGCAUUAAUUACAUUAUCUAUCGUAACGUGCGUUGGUGCAUUUGCGCAUACGCGCAAAAAUCGAGAUAGAGGCCUCAUAAGAGUAGCAGCACAGAGUUCUGCUCUUGCUUUUGUUUUCGUUCUUUUUGCGUUUAUAGUAGAUUUUAUCUUGUUUAAUAAUGGAAUUGUUAAACCUAUAAACAAUAAAGCUGGAU
Molecule: messenger RNA, 627 nt
Organism: Rhizophagus irregularis DAOM 181602=DAOM 197198
Lineage: Eukaryota; Fungi; Glomeromycota; Glomeromycetes; Glomerales; Glomeraceae
Source: RefSeq, a predicted model, not a curated record